This is a messenger RNA of Erinaceus europaeus (western European hedgehog), 3449 nucleotides long. It is a transcript of the gene RASD2, whose product is annotated as RASD family member 2. The transcript is spliced from 3 exons. Bases 645 to 1445 code for a protein of 266 amino acids. NCBI's taxonomy places the organism in Eukaryota, Metazoa, Chordata, Mammalia, Eulipotyphla, Erinaceidae. Gene Ontology annotation, molecular function: GTP binding; GTPase activity. The record is from RefSeq and is a predicted model, not a curated record.
GGCCCCGGGGGCGGAUUUCCAGGCUCCCUCCAGCUCGCGCGCCCCGCAUCCUCGGCAGAGCUGGAGGGGACCCCUCCGCCCCGGGAGCGCUUCAGGGGUGCAGCAUCCCGUCCUGCACCUGCCUGAAAGACCACUCUGGGGGCACGGAGGCGAUAGUCCCAGCAGCCGGGCACGCACUCGCGGCCACUCCCGGGACACCCCCAGGGCCCCCAAGUCUGGAAGGACCGACCCGUGAGCCAGGGAGCCGCGCUAGCCGGCCGCAGCCCCGCAGACCCGCAGCCCCGCAGACCCGGCGGGGGACGGCCCCGCGCCCCGGGCACCUGGCUCAGCAGGAGCUCCCCGGGCCGGGGCAGGGCGGGGCCGGCGGCGGCGAGCCCCAGCCCGCCCGGAGCCCGCGCCCCUCCGCGUCUGCGGAGCCCGCCGAUGGGACCCCCGCGCCCCGCGCCCCCUCUCCCAGCCGCGCCCAGUCCGAAGCCCCGAGCCACGCGGAGGAGGAGCCCGGCGGCGCAGUGACCCGGGAGCCGCCGCAGACUCGGGAAGGCUCGGCCGACCGAGAGCCGGGCGCCCCCCCGCACCUGCCGGCGCGCCCCGCCAGCCCCCCCAGCUGCGCCAGAGGCCUGGCCCGCCACCCCCAGCCCCGAACCAUGAUGAAGACCUUGUCCAGUGGCAACUGCGCGCUCAGCGUGCCGGCCAAGAACUCCUACCGCAUGGUGGUGCUGGGCGCCUCACGUGUGGGCAAGAGCUCCAUUGUCUCUCGCUUCCUCAAUGGCCGCUUUGAUGACCAGUACACGCCCACCAUUGAGGACUUCCACCGCAAGGUCUACAACAUCCGAGGCGACAUGUACCAACUGGACAUCCUCGACACAUCCGGCAACCACCCCUUUCCCGCCAUGCGCCGCCUCUCCAUCCUCACAGGCGACGUCUUCAUCCUGGUCUUCAGCCUGGACAACCGAGAGUCCUUUGAUGAGGUGAAGCGGCUGCAGAAGCAGAUACUGGAGGUGAAGUCCUGCCUGAAGAACAAGACCAAGGAGGCAGCCGAGCUGCCCAUGGUCAUCUGCGGCAACAAGAAUGACCAUGGCGAGCUGAAUCGCCAGGUGCCAGCCAUGGAAGCCGAGCUGCUGGUGUCAGGCGAUGAGAACUGUGCCUACUUCGAGGUGUCGGCCAAGAAGAACACCAACGUGGACGAAAUGUUCUACGUGCUCUUCAGCAUGGCCAAACUGCCGCACGAAAUGAGCCCUGCGCUGCACCGCAAGAUCUCAGUGCAGUAUGGUGAUGCCUUCCACCCCCGGCCCUUCUGCAUGCGCCGCGUCAAGGACAUGGACGCCUACGGCAUGGUUUCGCCCUUCGCCCGCAGGCCCAGUGUCAACAGCGACCUCAAGUACAUCAAGGCCAAGGUCCUUCGGGAGGGCCAGGCCCGUGAGCGGGACAAGUGCACCCUCCAGUGAGAGGGCAGGUGCACGGGGAAUCUGGCCAGUGCCUUCGGGAGGUGGCCUCAGACCUCCCCUGGCCAGACCCCACAAUUGCAUACCCUCAGCUGCCCCCCCCCAAUCGGACACCCCAGCCGGACUCCAGCAGUAGUCUUGUGGGAAACCCUUGGGCAUCGGGCUGUGGUACCCCAAACUCUGACCUCUGUACACCCUUCCACCUUGUCACCACUGCCUUCUGACCCUGCUUUCAGUGGCUGUGGCUCAUCCCCAGGGUGUGGGGACAUGGGGGGGUUGACAGAUUUCUGCAAGCAGGUGAUAGGGUGCUGGGAGACAGGCAUCUAGAUCCCCGAAGGGGCUCAGGACCCUUUUGGACCCUCCCUGGACUUGGAAGAAAUGCCCAGGCUGGAGGGGGCCAAGAUGACCUGCAUCUGGUGGAAGUUUCUGGAACAAUCACCAAGUAGAAGGCUUGUGACUGCCCCCCCUGGAUCUCUGAGGACAAGUGGGAGAGAAUGACAGCCAUCCUGCUGUGAGACUUAGCUCAGCUUAGGUAGCACCAAGGAGCCCUGUCUUCUCCCUCCCUGCAGCCCACCCCCAGCUUCCCGACCCACAGCCCUUUAUCCCUUGCCAUGUCAGGCUCUGCUCUCCUGUCUGGCCCAGCCAGACCUGAUGUUGAUGCGGGAAUCCCGGUAAUCUGCUCAGACACACCCUUUCCCAAAGUACUUCUGGCCUCCAGGUCCCCUCCUCACCCCCGCCCCUGCUGGUUGUGUUUUGUCCUUGCAGCUAUCCUGAGUUGUAGCGGUAGACAAGAAAACUGCUGCACUGUAAAAGCCUAGUGGCCCCUCCAGAGCCAGGUCUCCCAAAGUUCAGACCCACUGCUUCUGCUGGGGAUGCUGUACCCCCAACCCCCAAAGGGCUCCCACUGCCCCGGAAAGGCUACAUAGCUCAUGGGAAGCUCUUCCAGCUGCUGUCCCCAGGCAGAAAGCUGCUGGCCCAGCAACAGUCCUGUCCUCAGUGUGUGCUUACUCCCUGAGCAUUUACCCAGCACCCGCUGGGUACAGCCACACUGUGUGCUGGGAGACCAAGAGGGAGAGUCACACACCGAGGCCAGGCUCAGCUCUGUUGCCCUUGACCAGCCUGACCUCUGCUCUUGAAGCUAUUGAUUGGGGGGUGGGGGGAAGAGCAGUUGGGAGCCAAGCCUGGGAGCGAUGAGGAGGAGGCAGGCUCCCCGGGAGUAUCUUCCUCCAGCCUGGGGUUGGGCUGUGUAAUGGCUACCUGGCUUGGUGGGAUCUGAACCAGUAGACCAAAGCCUUGAAUUAGCUUUUUCUGUUGUUGUUUAUGGUGUUUCACCACUCCAGCUUCUGUUUUUUUUUUUUUUUUUUUCCCAGAUAGAGUGAGACAGAGAGGCAGAGAGGGAAAGAAAUCAUAGCACUGAAGCAGCUUUCUUUAAUGCUGUGGGAGCCAGGCUCCCACCUGGGAAGCAUCCAUGUCAAAGCAGCACACAACCCAAGGGAGCCAUUGGCACGAGCUCUGGAAAGAGUCCGCUUUUUUUUUCUUUUUUGUAUUUUAAUCACUUAAAAGAAAUACUGACACAUAGGACCCUCAGGAACAUCAGUGAUCAUCCAGUGAACUCAAGGCCUAGGGAGGGUGGGAGACUUGCCUCAGGUCACACAGCAAGUCCCAAGUAGCAGAUGUCAUGCUACCCCCUAUCCCUCUGCCAUUUUCUCAGCCCCUGGGGCCCAUUAGGAAAUUGAGGCAUCUCCCACAUGCCCCAUUGCCCCAACUGAGUAGUGUUUGGGACUCCUCUAGACUCUUGUGUCAUUUGCCCAUGUACAUACAUGCACACACACAUGACUGCACAGCUGUACACAGGCCCAGUCCUGCUCUUGGAUCCCCUGCACCUCUGCCCACCGGCCCGGCAACAGCCGUGACCCGCUUCUUGCGCAGCCCUCCAAAUGGUGCACCUGUGCACUGUGGCCCUGCUCUGUGUGCAAACCGAGUAAAGUGGGUUUGUUUUUAAGACGA